UCCUAUGUAGCUAUUGACUGUACAAUGGGUGUACCUUUUACUACUUCUAGCCGAUGAAAUGGAAAAUGUGAAAUAGGGGACAUUUUGGUGCUGUAAAGGUAGGGUGGCUUCUGCUGUUAAAAUACUUUAAAGUACCCAGGAUGAAAAGACUUUAAUGAGGGAGUUUCUGAGUUGACGUGCCGUGCAAUGGCCCUAGACGUCGCGGAGCAGAUGCCAUAUUCAACGUUGACUCCCGAUAUUAACGACGGCUGUAUUUCCUUUUUGCUUUGGUGGGACUAGUAAGGACCGUAUGUAGCAUAAACACAGCAUCCAUAUGUCACGAUAAAGCAUGGACGGGUGGAGCCCAAUCGUUGCAACAGCGUCAGAUAAUGAGCGAUCCAGCUCCGAGGGAGAGUACAUAGUGGAGCCUGGACCCGAAGAUGAAACCCGGGAGGCGGUGGACAGAGAGCAGCUGGGUAACGGGGAGAGGAUGGACGACGGGGAUGCCGCUGCUGUUGGGUUUGGUAUAAGUGGGACUGGGGAGGGCAAAGUGGUGUUGGGUCGAGUCGGACAGAGAGACGACAAAGAACUCAGGUACCUGCACUUGUUGUGGGAGCCGGGACGAGCAGAGCUUGGCGCCGGUGGUGUGGCGAGCAAGCUGGGGAAGAUGACGGGGCGCAGGGCCAGGCGGCAGCACAGAGUUGUGCGGAACCUCUGCCCUAUUGGUAAAGAUAUUUAUGCUGUGAAAAGACUGAGGGAAGCGGCGAACAGCAAUGACAUCGACACAGUCCGAAAACUCCUGCAAGAUGACAUAGACCCCUGUGCAGCAGAUGACAAGGGAAGGACAGCCCUCCAUUUCUCUUCCUGCAAUGGCAAUGAGAGCAUUGUGCAAUUGUUGCUGAGCCACGGCGCUGACCCCAACCAGCGAGACAGUCUGGGGAAUACCCCCCUCCAUCUAGCGGCCUGUACCAACCAUGUGCCUGUAAUCACCACGUUGCUGAGAGGAGGAGCCCGUGUGGAUGCCCUGGACCGAGCAGGAAGGACCCCUCUGCAUCUAGCACGCUCCAAGCUUAAUAUUCUGCAGGAGGGAGAUUCACGCAGCUUAGAAACCCUGAGAGGGGAAGUCACACAGAUUAUUCAAAUGCUGAGGGAAUACCUGAACUUAAUGGGCCAGAGUGAAGCUAAAGAGAGGCUGGAGCACAUUUCGACACAGCUGCAGCACACACGCACCAAAGAGCAGGUGGAUGAGGUGACCGAUUUAUUGGCCAGUUUUACAUCACUCAGUCUACAGAAACAGAAUUUGGGGGAUAGGUAGAAGACAAAGUGUAUAGAGAGCUGGAGUCCUGCUCCUUUUCAAGCUAGCCUAGCCCAGACAAGCAAAUGCUGAACCGUAAUGCUGGGGUCUCCUGUCCUAAAUAUGUAUAUACAGUACUACAGUAAGUCAUUUUAACCAAGAUAAGACAAUGAUUUUGUUAGCAUUUACAGGUCAGGUGAAGUUUUGAUAGAUUGCCUGUGGCUCAGACUAAUAUGCUAACAAUGCUAACAGAAAUAUUGUUAUUUUGGUUAAAAUGAGAAGAUGCUCAAAUUUUAAUGUCCAGUACUGUAGUGUAGUAUAUUCAUUUAGCUUAUGGACAGAAAGAGAGUAUAACACGUUAGCUUUUCAGAAAAAUGAUGAAAGAAACCCCUAAGGGAAAAAUACAUUGAGAACAGGAAGCUAGUGCAACAGAAGCUUUCCCCGGAGUGCAGUGGGACCUCGGCUGUGUGUGUGUGUGUGGGUGUGUGUGUGUGUGUGUGAGUCACAGCUGUGUGCUGACAUGUUCAAUUUUGGCCUGCUAUUAUUGUGAUUAUUAUGAGAGACAUUUCUCAUGAAGUGAUUAAACAGAUUUCACUGUUGUAUUUUUGGUUUUCUUAUCAACAGCAUCACCAGUAUCUCGUUGCCUUUUCUCUUGUAUUGCAUGUUAUGUUUGUAUGUAAACUGUACUGUAAAAAAUGAUUUGGCUGUUGUUGGAUAUGGAUGUGUGUGAAUCAAUAAAUCAACAUGUUUGACUAUA
This is a messenger RNA of Siniperca chuatsi (mandarin fish), 2030 nucleotides long. It is a transcript of the gene ankrd54, whose product is annotated as ankyrin repeat domain 54. The record is from RefSeq and is a predicted model, not a curated record. The transcript is spliced from 8 exons. Bases 329 to 1294 code for a protein of 321 amino acids. Gene Ontology annotation, molecular function: protein binding. NCBI's taxonomy places the organism in Eukaryota, Metazoa, Chordata, Actinopteri, Centrarchiformes, Sinipercidae.